Messenger RNA from Lotus japonicus, 624 nucleotides. RefSeq names its product pectinesterase inhibitor 2-like. Gene Ontology annotation, molecular function: pectinesterase inhibitor activity. Gene Ontology annotation, biological process: negative regulation of catalytic activity. NCBI's taxonomy places the organism in Eukaryota, Viridiplantae, Streptophyta, Magnoliopsida, Fabales, Fabaceae. The record is from RefSeq and is a predicted model, not a curated record. Bases 1 to 567 code for a protein of 188 amino acids. The transcript has a single exon.
AUGAAAAAAACCCAUACAAUGGCUAACACCUUCUCAUAUGUCCUCUCAUCCCUUGUACUAGCUUUUAUUCUAUUUGUUGCAUCUUCCGAUGCAACCAACAAAAUAGUGGAUAUCAGUGAGAUUUGCAAAACAACUGUAACUCCUUCAUUUUGUUCAGCCCUUUUAAACUCCAGCCCAGGUGGAAAAGACCUUGUUAGUCUUACCCAAUAUAUAAUUGACGUGGAUCGUGCCAAUGUGACCAACACAAUCACUCUACUCAAAUCUUUGAUCCAAAAAAGUAAAGAUCCAAAGCUAGCAGCCCAUUACAAAGAUUGCUUGGACAUUUAUGGGGAAGAAGGUGCUCUUGGCGAUGUUGAUGACACUCAACGGUCUUUCAAUAUGAAAGAUUAUCUUGGUGUGAACAUCCACGCAAGUGCUCUCUUUGAUCGAGGUGAAGAUUGUAUUUCAGGGGAGUUUCCGGGACAACCCGGUGUUCAUGAUCCCUCAUUACUUCCAAAAUAUGCUUUUGUUGUUAAGCAGGUUACUUCAAUUAUUCUUGUCUUAUCAAAUGACUUGAGAGGUGCUUGAUCAAUUGCUGUAUAUUAAUAUUUGGAUGAAGUUGCAAUAAAAUGAGUUAGCUACAUU